AUGCACUGCCUGAAAAGUCUGAGGACAACUAACUCGGGAAUCUUGCAGCUCUUUAAAAAUGCAGGGAUCUCUGCCAGAGCUGGAGCUGACAACAUUGUUCUGUCCAGGACGCAGCAACCUGUGCUUCUCCCUUGCUGGGCCGCAGCAUCACCCCACGCCCACAGAGCCUUCCACCACCAGAAGGAGCCUGAUGUGGACCAAGUAUACCCCAAAAGUAGGUUGAUGUCCAGUAUGGAGGACCUACUUUUCUACACCAUCACUGAAGGAAAAGAGAUGAUCCCCUUGUCCCAGUUCAUUUCUGCUUUGAGAAAAACAGGUUUGUUGACGUCUGACCCUCGGCUACGCGACUGUGUCCGUCAGAUGCGACAAUCCUCACGUGACUCUACCGGGCCAGUCAUGAUGGACAAGGCGCUCUUCAGAAGGUGUCUUGGCAACAACAUCAUGCUGCUGACUAAGGCCUUCCGAAAAAAGUUCAUCGUUCCGAACUUUGAAGAGAUGACCCAGCACAUCGAUAGGAUGUACGACAGUGCACAACAGCAGGAGGCGGGGCAAGUAGCUAACUACAUUCCUCAGCUGGCUAAGUUCAGCCCCGACCUCUGGGGAGUAUCUCUGUGCACAAUCGAUGGACAGAGACACUCUGUGGGUGACACCAAGGUUCCCUUCUGUCUGCAGUCGUGCGUGAAGCCUCUGGAGUACGCCUUCGCCGUGCACGAGUUCGGCAGCGAGCACGUUCACCACUUUGUUGGCAAAGAGCCCAGUGGGUUCAAGUUCAACAAACUGUCACUCAAUGACGAGGAUAAACCACACAACCCGAUGGUGAAUGCCGGAGCUAUCGUCAUCAGUUCUUUAAUCAAGCCAGAUUCCAAUAAGGCAGAGAGGUUCGACUAUGUGAUGGAGUACUUGAAUAGGCUUUCUGGCGCAGAAUAUGUGGGCUUUAGCAAUGCAACUUUCCAGUCGGAGAGGGAGACCGGUGAUAGGAAUUAUGCAAUUGGUUAUUACCUCAAAGAGAAAAAAUGCUUUCCUGACAAUGCAGAUAUGACAGAUGCCCUUGACUUCUACUUUCAGUUGUGCUCUAUCGAGGUGAACUGUGAGUCAGGAAGUGUCAUGGCUGCCACACUGGCCAACGGGGGUAUUUGUCCAAUCACAGGCGAGAGUGUGCUGAGCUCUGAAGCCGUUCGCAACACCCUGAGCCUCAUGCAUUCCUGCGGCAUGUACGACUUCUCUGGACAGUUUGCCUUCCACGUGGGCUUGCCCGCUAAAUCUGGCGUUUCGGGUGCUGUUCUGCUGGUUGUCCCCAACGUCAUGGGUAUGAUGUGUUGGUCUCCACCUUUAGACCGGAUGGGAAACAGUGUUCGUGGCAUUCACUUCUGUCAGGAUCUGUUGUCUCAUUUCAACUUCCACAAUUACGACAACCUGAGACACUUCACAAAGAAACACGACCCCAGGAGAAGAUCGGACGAAGAACCCAACAAGUCGGUGGUUAACCUGAUGUUUGCAGCACACAGUGGUGACCUCUCCGCUCUGAGGAGGUUUGCCCUGUCAGCUGUGAACAUGGAGCAGAGAGACUAUGACUCUCGCACAGCGCUCCACGUUGCCGCUGCAGAAGGUCAUGUGGAAGCCGUUGUCUUCCUAAGUGAAGUGUGUAAAGUGAAUCCCAGCAUGAAAGACCGAUGGGGGAACACGCCUCUAGAUGAUGCCAUGCAGUUUGGCCAUGAUGUUAUUGUUUCAGUCCUGCAAGACUACCAGCGCGAGUACGCCGACAGCGACGCGGCGAGCGCCACAGAGGAGCAGAAGGCCCCACUGGACACGUUGAAGAGCAUCGUCUGA
This is a messenger RNA of Cyclopterus lumpus (lumpfish), 1827 nucleotides long. Its product is annotated as glutaminase liver isoform, mitochondrial-like. Lineage: Eukaryota; Metazoa; Chordata; Actinopteri; Perciformes; Cyclopteridae. Gene Ontology annotation, biological process: L-glutamine catabolic process. The record is from RefSeq and is a predicted model, not a curated record. The coding region runs from base 1 to 1827 and encodes 608 amino acids. The transcript has 18 exons. Gene Ontology annotation, molecular function: protein binding; glutaminase activity.